Molecule: messenger RNA, 3128 nt
Organism: Desarmillaria tabescens
Lineage: Eukaryota; Fungi; Basidiomycota; Agaricomycetes; Agaricales; Physalacriaceae
Exons: 3
Coding region: 420-3128 (902 amino acids)
Source: RefSeq, a predicted model, not a curated record
GAAGGGCGUGCUGACAAACAGAUGCAGACAACGUUGCUCCCUUCCCUCCAACGUCCACGACGGGCGCAGUGGUCUUUUUUUUCUUCUCUUCAUGCCUUUUUGUUAGGCCUUGGGGCUUCAACAUUUCGCUCUUUUGUUUUCUAUCGGUCUUCAGUUGCCGGAAAAGUUCUAAAUGUCCCCCCGACCUAUCAAAUCCACUGGAAAACGUCCGCUGUCUGCUGUAUACUUGGGGAAAGAUCCUCUAUACAUAUCUUCUCCCCCGAACUUGCCUGAUUUACCGGAACCACCAAGUCCAGUUGCGAGCUCUAGUUCAAAAGGUUCCGGUCUUCCUUCUCCACCGGCAACGAAUUCUACUGGCAGCUGGAAGCACAGGCGAUCCUGCCAGCAUCGCUCGAAGAAAUCGGCCCCAUCCCAGUGAAAUGCUCACUGAGUCGAAUGUAAAGACAUUCCAUCAUGCUUUUGAAGAAAAGCAGAAUGGGUCCACGAGUCGUCUGGUCGAUCCAGAUGACGAUGACGAUUAUGACAACGACCAUGACAACAACGACGACGAGGAUAAUACAGCGCGUCUUAGCAGACGACAGUCUUCCAUCUCUUCCAGUGAGAAUGUACAGGCGCUUGAACGCGUCAAGAGUCUCACGCAGAGGAACAGGAUGUACACCUUCGCCCAAGCCACGUCAUCCCACUACGCCCAAACACCAUGCUCCACCACUUGCCUCAACAUCAUCCCAGUCUUCCUCUUCCUCCUCGAGAACACGCUCGUCACGCCAUUCCCACCAAGUCACGCCAGAUCACCAGUCAGGCUCUCCCGAUCCUCGCCCGUCUACGCCACGUAUCCGACAGCGCCUCAUAUCCGCCCCCUCAUCUCCCGGACAGGGCCUUCUUGCAGCCAAGUCCAAUUCCUCGCAAUCAUCAAAUUCCCCUUCCCAUAUCCGGAAGCGCGCUUCAGUUGCUCUCACAGAAGCAACAGCCUCUUACCGUCCGAGAUCCCCAGACCGUGGCGUGACGCAAAGCGCGCUGGCAGCGGUUGCGUCGUCCAGACGGAGUCCCUACAGUGGGUCUGGGGAAGAAGAGGCAGCCUCUUCCACCGGAAUUUCGUGAUUCACCUGGUGGCGGUGGCUCGACAUCUCAGCAGGAACGGUGUUAACGGUACUCUUACCCGAACUUCUACCUUACAAUUCACGUCUCUCCCAAAAACGCCUGCUAGAUCGUCAACUGUGCGAGAUCUGAAUCGACGGCACCAGACGCGUUGGAUGAGCGAGGAUCUGUCGGUGACGUCUCCUAGCGAUGAUAACGAUGAACCUGCCAUAGGGCGGCGGCAAACGUUACGAGGUGGGAGUGCGGAGAGUGCAUUGACAGUGGGUGCUCGGGGUAGAAGUUUAGCUGGCGAAGGGUUGCGUGCAGCUGGCAUAGCUUUGAAGGAUGGUGAGGAGAAGCGGGUCGGCGAUGUCAAGACUCGUGCUCGUACUAUCGUUGGACCAAGAGCAGCAACGUCGAUGGCGGAAUACGGCCGAGAUUUCGAGGAUGGCGGUGACUCCCCUUCAUCAGCUUCGCGUCAGUUGAGGAGUCAUCGAAGUGCGUAUCCUUUGCGGGACAGAGAUACCUCAGUAUCUCGGAGAGAUGUGGAGAGGUCACAGUCGUCACUCAGCGCGUACAGUGGACAGGACCGGUACUCGAGUCCACGAGUUUCAGGAAUACAGCAGUCCGGUCAUCAUACGGAGCUGAUGCACAAUAGCUUGUCGAUGUUCGAAUCGCAAAUCAAUCGGGUGCAGUUGAAUGCGGCCAACGAUUUGCUGAGGAACGCGCAAAGUAUAGUGACGGCUGCUGAAAGGUUGCAAGGACUAAUGAAGGGUGGGAAUGGACGGGCGUUGGAGGAGCAGAUCAAUGCGGAGGUUGGUGAUCGUGACAUGGAUGCAGACUUGGUGGAGAUAUGGAGGAAAGUUGGUGGAGAGUAUAGAGAGGGAAUGAGAGCAAGCGACGAGCUUGUUAGAGCGGUGACAGGGUUCCUGCUUGGUGUCGGCAAAGCUGUUAGAGAUCUAAGUGGUGCUGGAGAUACCCAUAAUCGGAGCAUCAGUUUGGAUGAGGAAGGUCUGACGGGACGUCUAUCACGGCUUCAUCUUACACCAGAAACCCCUGUGAACGGUAGUGGAAGGCGUAGCGCUGAGUCUCGACGUAGCUGGGACAUCCGAGAUAGGGAGCGAGAAGAGGCCUCGCGACGGCUGAAUGCAAGGGCAGAAAGUGUUCUUGCUGUUCGACCUCCGUCAGCUCUCAACACAUUAAAGAACGAGGAUUAUACCCGAUCUGUGUUCGAAACCCCGUCUCCUCGAGAACCCCAUCGAAGUGCUACUACCAAUGGGGUAAGUUCCGGUUCCAUACGACGAGUGCAGCCCUCUAUACGUGUCGGCGCAAAUGGUGUCGCUACGCUCGAUUCUCAAGAAACUGUCCGUGCUUUUGACCCAUCGCCUACACCUGCUUCUCGUAACAAUCGCGUACCUGAUCGCACUCAAACUCUCCCUCCCCUUGACAUUCCAAGACCACUGCCGACAUUACCCUCUGAAUCUCUUCGAGCUCGACUAUCCGUUACUCCUACGCCUCCUUCAGAAAAACGACCUCAAGAUCAUAACCGAGACCAGCAAAAUCAAACUCUUUCUCGCCGCAAGAACCUCAACUCUAUCUUCUCCGUUCGGAGCCCAAAUACAACUACAGCUCUGACUACACAUACGGUUUCCAAUUCUCCUGAUCGAGUGAGUUUCCCAAGCGCGAGCCCGUUACAGCGGACCGAUUCGAACAAGUCGAAUCGAACCUCGGUGACGUUCUCUCGCCCAUCGACUAUAUCGAUUUCAACGCUCAACGGACUUCAGCAGCAGGAUGAGAAACAACGGAAGUCGUCUUCUUCAGGUUCUGUGAACACAGAUGAGGCCGAGAUCGCUGCUAGUGUCCAUUCGCCAAUGUCGGGUUCCGAGACGGGGAGGGAUUGGAGGCGGACGGUGAACCGGUCGGCGAGGAUGUCGCUUGAUGGGACAGAAGCAGCGCACGCUGCUGAUCGGAGUGCAGCUUCUUCUAUUCUCCCCGGUUCAAGGAAAGAGAGGAGGCGAACGGUUGCAGAUAUCUGGCCUCCCGCUGGAAGGUGA